AGAAGGAAGGGGACCACCCAGAGUUGGGGGUGUCCGACAGGGAGAGGUGUGCCCAGAAGGGGCCCCGCGAAGGACCUCCCUUGCCCCCGGGGCUUUGGGCUGGACACGGGCGGCCUUCCCGCCAAUCCCGAGGACUCAGGGUCGCGUCUUCCCCUCAGGAACGCCACUGCCUCCGCAGCGGGGGACGCAGGGUCCGGAAUCCCCUUGGGGGAGGGGCCCCUCGUUGUGGUCAGGGGCGCCGGGGCCACCCGGUGUGAGCGUCACCGCCCCACGCACCCUCCCUGCUCUGUGAGGAGGUGGUGGCGGCUGGCGUUGGCCUGUCCCCUGCCGGUCUCAGUCCGGGGCCCGGAGCCGGAGCGCACAAUGACCGUCCCCCAGAGGCUCGCGCGGGCGCUCGGCCACCGCGUCCCCGCCAGCCGCUGGGGGCCCACGCUGGCCGAGGCCGAGGGCGGUGUGUGCGGCCUGGCCACCAGCGCUCGCGCCCGCGCCAAAUUCUACGCAGAUCCUGUGGAGGCCGUCAAAGACAUCGCGGACAGGGCCAAGAUCAUGGUCAGUGGCUUCGGGCUCUGCGGGAUUCCAAAGAACCUGAUUCAGGCGCUGCUCCGCACGCGCGUCAAAGAGUUGAUCAUGGUCAGCAGCAACAUGGGCGUGGACGGCUUUGGGCCGGGCCUGUUACUGGAGGCCAAGCAGAUCGCCCGCCUCAUCUGCUCCUACGUGGGGGAGAACACGCUGUGCGAGCGCCGGUACCUGGCAGGCGAGCUGGAGCUGGAGCUGACGCCCCAGGGCACCCUGGCCGAUCGCAUCCGCGCCGGGGGCGCCGGGGUGCCCGCCUUCUACACGCCAAUGGCCUACAGGACCCUGGUUCAGGAGGGAGGCGCCCCCAUCAGGUCCGCGCCCGACGGCCACAUCGCCAUCAUGAGCCAGCCCCCAGAGGUGAGGGAGUUCCACGGGCACCACUAUCUUCUGGAGGCCAUCACCGCCGAUUUUGCUUUGGUGAAGGGGUGGAAGGCCGACCGCGCCGGGAACGUCAUCUUCAGAAAAAGCGCCAGGAAUUUCAACGUGCCCAUGUGCAAAGCUGCGGAAACUCUGGUGGAGGUGGAAGAAAUCGUGGAUGUGGGGACCUUUGCCCCCGAAGACAUCCACGUUCCUAACAUUUAUGUCAACCGCGUGAUUCAGGGAGAAAAACACGAGAAAAGAAUUGAGCAUCUAGCCCUCAGGAAGGAGCAUGAUGAAAAAGCCGAGUCUGCAGAUGACCCCGGCGCCCGAAUUGUCAAGCGGGCAGCUCUUGAAUUUGAGGAUGACAUGUAUGCCAAUCUGGGCAUAGGAAUCCCGCUCCUGGCCAGCAACUGCAUCAGCCCGGACAUGACUGUUCAUCUUCACAGUGAACAUGGCAUCCUGGGCUUGGGGCCGUUCCCACCCAAAGAUGAGGUGGAUGCAGAUCUCGUCAACGCGAGCAAGCAGACGGUGAGCAUUUUCCCCAGGGGCUGUUUCUUCUCCAGCGAUGACUCAUUCGCCAUGAUUCCAGGCGGGCACCUCGACCUCACCACUGGAGCCAUGCAGGUCUCCAAAUAUGGUGACCUGGCUAACUGGAUGAUACCCGGGAAGAAGGUGAAAGGCAUGGGGCGGGGGGGCAUGGACUUGGUGUCCAGUCCCAAGACCAGAGUGGUGGUCACCAUGGCGCACUGCACCAAGGCCAACGAACCCAAAAUCUUGGAGAAGCAUACCAUGCCGCUGACUGGGAAGCGCUGUGUGGACCGGAUCAUCACUGACAAGGCCGUGUUCGACGUGCACAAGAAGAAAGGCCUGACGCUGAUCGAGCUCUGGGACGGGCUGACCGUGGACGACGUCACAGAGCACGGGCAGCCCUUCGCCGUGUCACCGAACCUCAGACCCAUGCAGCAGGUGGCUGCCUGACCCAGGGAAGGAAGCCCUGGUCAGAGGGUGUGUUUCAUUUUCGCCACUGCCUCUCACCCAGAGAGGGUGUCAUCACGCCUGUCCGUUCGUCUGACCGGUUCUCCUGGCGUCUCAGACUCAGCUACCGCCAGACAGACUAUUCUCUCAAGAGGAACAUGGCUUUAAUUAAAAACAAAAGGAGAUCUUUGGUGUUCCUCUUGCAUGUUCUGUGAGUCCUGAGUUAGGUCUGGUUCCGUCGUCGGGCACUCGGACGCCCUCCUCACUGUGAUGUUUACGUUAAAUUCCUGCAGCUCGGAUCAUCCCACAGGAAGGCUUUCACCGAGGAGCCUUCUCUCCGGAACGAGCCACGAUAUGUGGGGGGAAGUGAUGAGGGAGGAGUAACCACCCCCGUAUCCCCAAGGCUCCUUCCAGUGUCAGCCCCUGCAGCUGACCCCCCUCCCGUCCCAGCAGGAUCGUUCCUGAGCGGUGCCUCUAACGUGUCCGGUGCAUUUGUUUGUGGGAGGUGAUGUCAUAGAUCAAAGUUUAGUCUCUGGACUGAUUAGUGCAACCAACUUGGCCCGGGGCCCCAGGUCUAGAGCCCAGCUGUUUAAGGGCUGACCUUUGCCAGCUGAGCAGGACUGGGAUGGUUUCACAGUGAAUCAGGACACCCGCUAAUGGAACAGACACAUAGCAUCGUGUAUGUGUAUGUCUGUAUCCUGUAUGAGAAGUACACGUGUGUUCCAUAUGUACGUACGUACAUGUGCCUGUGUGUGUGUGUGUAUGUGUGUCAGGGUGGCAACACUGAG
Molecule: messenger RNA, 2699 nt
Organism: Acinonyx jubatus (cheetah)
Lineage: Eukaryota; Metazoa; Chordata; Mammalia; Carnivora; Felidae
Product: succinyl-CoA:3-ketoacid coenzyme A transferase 2, mitochondrial-like
Biological process (GO): ketone body catabolic process
Cellular component (GO): mitochondrion
Molecular function (GO): succinyl-CoA:3-oxo-acid CoA-transferase activity
Source: RefSeq, a predicted model, not a curated record